Erinaceus europaeus (western European hedgehog) is the source of this 1449-nucleotide messenger RNA. It is a transcript of the gene MED19, whose product is annotated as mediator complex subunit 19. Gene Ontology annotation, biological process: positive regulation of transcription by RNA polymerase II. Gene Ontology annotation, molecular function: transcription coregulator activity; transcription factor binding. Gene Ontology annotation, cellular component: mediator complex. The coding region runs from base 48 to 782 and encodes 244 amino acids. NCBI's taxonomy places the organism in Eukaryota, Metazoa, Chordata, Mammalia, Eulipotyphla, Erinaceidae. The record is from RefSeq and is a predicted model, not a curated record. The transcript is spliced from 5 exons.
ACGUCACCAACCCCAGACACCCGGACAGCGCCGGGGCCGAGGGGACGAUGGAGAAUUUCACCGCGCUGUUCGGAACUCAGGCUGACCCACCACCGCCCCCUACCGCGCUUGGCUUCGGACCAGGAAAGCCUCCACCUCCACCUCCACCUCCCCCGGGCGGGGGACCCACUACGGCCCCGGCUUCCGCCUCGGCCACGGCCCCUCCAGGCGCCGACAAAUCGACGGCUGGCUGUGGUCCCUUCUACCUGAUGCGGGAGCUGCCAGGGAGCACAGAGCUGACGGGCAGCACCAAUCUGAUCACACACUACAACCUGGAAGCCACCUACAGCAAAUUCUGUGGGAAGAAAGUGAAAGAGAAGCUGAGUAACUUCCUGCCUGACCUGCCAGGGAUGAUUGAUCUGCCUGGUUCCCACGAUAACAGCAGCCUGCGCUCCCUCAUUGAGAAGCCCCCUAUCCUUAGUGGUUCAUUUAAUCCUAUCACAGGGACCAUGCUGGCUGGCUUCCGCCUCCAUACUGGUCCGUUGCCAGAGCAGUGUCGUCUGAUGCACAUUCAGCCACCCAAGAAGAAGAAUAAACACAAAUACAAACAGAGCCGCACUCAGGAUCCCGUCCCCCCAGAAACACCAUCUGAUUCAGAUCACAAGAAGAAGAAAAAGAAAAAAGAAGAAGAUCCUGACAGGAAAAGGAAGAAGAAAGAAAAGAAGAAAAAGAAGAGCCGACACAGUCCAGACCACCCAGGUAUGGGCAGCUCUCAGGCCAGCAGCAGUAGCAGCCUGCGCUAACAGGACUGCUGGACCGUCCUGGAAGGACUUUCUGCUACACUGAACCUCCUGGCAAAAGCUGCCUUCCAGGCUCUUGGGCUGCCUUUGGGAGCAUCCCCUGCUGCUGGGCCAGAAGCCAGCUCCUACUGAACUUCAGUCAAGAUCGAUCCAUUGUAAGCAGGGCCGUACUUUUUGUAAGCUUCGGCCCAGUUGACUUUCUCAUGGACAUCUGUUCCCCUCCUUCUGUUCAUCACUUCUGUGCAAUUUCUCUGAUUUGGGAUUUUAAUGUUAGGUUUCUCUUUAAAAAGAAAAAAAAAAUUUUGUUUCUGUCUUACAUUUAUCAAACUGGCUUAAGUCUGGCACCUGUUAAAAGGUAAGUGCCUUUCUUUGAGUUAGGGUUUAAACCAAGUGAGGAUAAAAUGUGAAGGGCUUUGGGUCUUGUUAGCUCCUUAGCAGGCAGGGAAACAACCAAAAUAAGAUCAGAGAGCACAGCCUGAUGCUGAGAAAGAACUGAGUACCUGGAUGACCUCGGCUUCCAUCUAAGGAGCUGCAGGGGGCAAGUAUCUUCUAGGUCAGCUCUGUAUUGAAACAAUAGCUGGCUCAAAAGAAUCCACGGUCACCAGUGAAUUUCACAGUCAAGCUUGAUUGUGUUUGUUUUUUAAAUAAACCUCUGAGGAGCAAAAGUAAA